AUGGCUAUAACUAGGCAGAAGGAUCCUUCCUGUGUCCUAGACCUCGGCUGCAGGCUGCCGGCAGUUUUUUGUACGACGUCCAACAUUCCCAAUUUCCUCACUGACUUCAACCUCACUGACUUCAAUCUCGCUGACUUCAAUCUCGCUGACUUCAACCUCGCUGACUUCAAUCUCGCUGACUUCAACCUCGCUGACUUCAACCUCGCUGACUUCAAUCUCACUGACUUCAAUCUCACUGACUUCGACCUCACUGACUUCAACCUCACUGACUUCAACCUCACUGACUUCAACCUCACUGACUUCAACCUCACUGACUUCGACCUCACUGACUUCGACCUCACUGACUUCGACCUCACUGACUUCGACCUCACUGACUUCGACCUCACUGACUUCGACCUCACUGACUUCGACCUCACUGACUUCGACCUCACUGAUUUCGACCUCACUGAUUUCGACCUCACUGAUUUCGACCUCACUGAUUUCAACCUCACUGAUUUCAACCUCACUUACUUUGACCUCACUGACUUUGACCUCACUGACUUCGACCUCAUUGCCUUCGAUCUCGCUGACUUUGACCUCCUUGCCUUCGACCUCAUUUACUUCAACCUCACUGACUUCGACCUCGUUGACUUCGACCUCACUGACUUCAACCUCACUGACUUCGACCUCCUUGCCUUCGACCUCAUUUACUUCAACCUCACUGACUUCGACCUCCUUGCCUUCGACCUCAUUUACUUCAACCUCACUGACUUCAACCUCACUGACUUCAACCUCACUGACUUCGACCUCAUUUACUUCAACCUCACUGACUUCGACCUCAUUGACUUCGACCUCAUUGACUUCGAUCUCACUGACUUCAAACUCACUGACUUCAAACUCACUUUAGGUGAAAACUGA
Molecule: messenger RNA, 897 nt
Organism: Oncorhynchus mykiss (rainbow trout)
Lineage: Eukaryota; Metazoa; Chordata; Actinopteri; Salmoniformes; Salmonidae
Source: RefSeq, a predicted model, not a curated record